AGACGAGCCCUAUGUGUCAUCGCGCAAACAGCUGACAACACUCUAAGAGAUGGCGGCUGUGUGUCGGAUCAAUGGUACCGCGUUGUGCGUCAAACAAACUGCCUAGGAUACAAUUUCCUCUUUAAAUGUGUAAAUAAACACCGUGCUAUUUAUCAUGGCAUUCCUGGAGUGGAGGCGCUUUAAUUUCUUCGAUCUGAAGAAGGAGGUUGACGAGAGAAAAAUCGCCGAAGCAUUCGGAGACGCGCAAGUCACAGCGGCCACCAGUGGCAAUGGCAAUCUGGUGUUUGGCGAUAACACGGGCAACGUACAUUUAAUAAACAGAGCUUACGAGGUGACAACUUUUCGAGCCUAUGAGCUCACUUUGGUUUUAGCACAACAAGUUCAACAUUCCACCUUCCUCUUUACUAUUGGUGAAGAUGAGCCUGGUUGCAAUCCCACUAUAAAAGUUUGGAAUUUAGCUAAGCCUGAUAAACAUGGCAAUCCGACAUGUGUUCGAAUAAGCAGAGCCAUACCUAGUUAUAGAGCAGUUCCAGCAACAGCUCUGUGUGUCCAUACUAGUCUUACAUUAAUGACUGUUGGCUUUGGAGAUGGUUCCAUUAUGCUGUAUAGGGGUGACUUGACGCGAGAGAGAAAAAAUAAGAUAAAAGUCCUGAAGGAUACUAAUCUGUCUAUUACCGGUCUCGCGAUAAAAUCAACCGGCAAGCAGACGCAUCUGUUCGUCUCUACACAAAACAGCGUGUUUUUAUACAAUAUUACCAUUAAGGAUAAAGAACACAAAUCCACUUUGGACACUAUGGGUUGCGCGCGAAAAUGCAGCGUGCUCGCUGAGUCGAUACAGGACAGUCACUUUAUGAUCGGACGCAAUGAUGCUAUUUAUUGUUAUACACCGGACGGUAGAGGCCCGUGCUACGCGGUGGAAGGUCAAAAAAUAAUGCUAGAAUGGUUCAGGACGUACCUAGUAAUAGUGGUGAAAGAAGCGACAAACGUUCUGAGAACGACGACUAUAUCCGGCAAAUCGAACACGAUAGAGCCGAUACCACCUGGUGUAGACAAGCACGUCAUCACUGUGCUUGACAUACAAAACAAAUUUAUCGUGUUCUCCGCGCCGAUGUUGUCUGUCCAGGCGGUCCUGUCCGAAUGGGGUGGAUUUUUCAUACUCAGUGGAGAUAACAAGCUAUAUCAUUUAGACGAGAAGGACUUGCAGUCUAAAUUAGCGUUACUUUUCAAGAAGAAUUUGUACGAUGUUUCUAUCAGAAUAGCUAAAAGUCAACAAUACGACGCUGAAGGCCUCAUAGACAUCUUCCGUCAAUACGGCGAUCAUUUAUAUUCUAAGGGUGAUCAUAACGCCGCGAUAGAACAAUACAUAAAAACCAUAGGCAAAUUAGAACCAUCCUACGUGAUAAGAAAAUUCUUGGAUUCCCAGCAUAUCGAUAAUUUAACAACGUAUUUGCAAGCUUUACAUAAAAAUGGACAAGCAACUGGGGAUCAUACUACUUUACUGUUAAAUUGUUACACUAAACUCAAUCAUACGGACAAAUUGAAAGAAUUCAUUAUGACAAAAGAUCGUGAAGUCGAUUUUGACGUAGAAAUAGCGAUAAAAGUUUGUCGCCAAGCAUCGCCCGAGGAUGCGCUAUUGCUCGCGCAGAAACACGGCAAGCACGAGUGGUAUCUUCGAAUUCAGAUCGAAGACAAACGGGAAUAUAGAAAGGCGCUCGAGUAUAUGGCAACAUUAGAAUUUGAAGAGGCAGAAGCCAACAUGAAAAAGUAUGGAAAUAUCUUAAUUGAAAAUGUGCCAAAUGAAUCUACUCGAUUUUUGAAAGCUUUAUGCACGAAUUAUAAACCUUCUAACAAACCACUCGUAGAUCAGGAAGCUCUGGAUGGUUAUGUAGAACAGCACGUCGAUAGAGCCAAUCCUGAAGAUUUUAUUCAUCUCUUUCUAAAUAAUUCCGAACGACUCGUAGAAUUUUUGGAACAUCUAGUUAAAUCUGAUACAAGAUGGAGUACACUUGUCUACAAUACAUUAGUAGAGCAUUAUUUACACGUCUGGUCGGCUUUAGAUAAUGAUGUAGUUAAAAUACAAUAUGAACAAAAAAUCGUACGACUUCUGCAGAAUACGGAGGCCCGUUACGAUAAGCAUCAAAUACUAAUACUUUGUCAUCAGCAUAAUUUCAGGAAAGGAUUGCUAUUUCUUUACGAGGAGAGCAAAUUAUAUCAAGAGAUAUUGAGAUUUCACUUACGGGAAGGAGAUAGCGAACAAGUUCUAGCCACGUGUAAAAGCUUCGGUCAUCAAGAUCCUAACUUGUGGGUACAGGCAUUGUGGAGCAUUGCCAAGAACAAGGAUGCGCCGACGAAGCUUCUCGCGGAUAUAUUAGCUUAUAUCGCUCAAGAAAGACUGUUAUCUCCUUUGAUGGUCAUUGAUGCAAUCUCUACUUCAUUGACCUGUACACUGGGAGAUGUUAGAACAUAUUUGUAUAGUGUAUUACGAGCGGAACACGAACAAACUCAGGCUGACGUGGAAUUAACAGAAAAGUACAGAGCCGAUACUUGCAAGUUACGUGAACGCAUAGAAGCGAUAAAGAAUAAUACGAUAAUCUUCCAAGGUUCGCGAUGCAGCGCGUGCCAUCAUCAGUUAGAAUUACCGUCUGUGCAUUUCAUGUGUCAACAUUCAUACCAUCAGCAUUGCUUUCAAAGCUUCUCGGAAAAUGAGAACGAGUGUCCGGCAUGUCUGCCGAAUAACAAUAAGUCACUGGAUAUUAUAAGAGCGCAAGAGCAAUCGAAAGACCUGCAUGACUCUUUCCACAGUCUUCUCGAUCAAGCGGAGGACCCGUUUUCCUUAGUAGCCGAUUAUUUUGGUAGAGGAGUUUUUAAGAAAUUAAUGGUGAUCACCGAUACGGACAAAACGUUACCUACUCCGACAAGAUUGGAAGAACCUAAGUUGAACUACGGGCCAGGUGCUGAAGCAAGGCUCAGGUUGAGCGAAGGGAAGAGUUCUAUAUCAGGCAAAAUAGAUCCACGACGUACUACAUACGACGUCCACAUGACGGAGGAGCGUUUACGAAGUUUUACGAAACCAGACGUAUACUCCUCGUCGUUGGAAGCUAAUAUCUCGGGUACGGGCAGCGGUCGGUCGACACCGCGAGUCAACUCUGCGAAAGCCUCGCCGGUGCCGAUCAGAGAAGCCCGUAUUCUAAACAGCACUACGCCAAAGUCGUCACCGAUCGAGAAGCACUUUAUCCCACCGAAAAAUUCCAUCGUACCGUCGAAUCCCUUCGAGAUGGACGACUAUGACGAAUCUAAGAAUCCCUUCGCUAAAGACGCCGACGACGAUGAUGCGAAUAAUCCGUUCAAGGACGAUGUGGAUAAUGACAAUGGCAAGGCCGGCAACGGUGAUGACGAAGAUCACUACAAUAGAAAUCUAAACCCGUUCAGUAGAUAAACGAUGAUACAUCCUGCAAGGACUCGACUCAAACUCAAACGUAAAACUUGCAUAUAUCGAUAUUUACAUACAUCGAUGAAUGUUUCACGAUGCAUAAGAAGAAGAAAAAGAAGAAAAUACCAUAAAAGUACAUGCUUGAAGAACAAGCAUUAUACAGUGAACCUAAUAUACUACGUGUAAGCUCUUGUAUAGUACAUAUUUAAAUUUUAUAUAUCGCAACUCCUCUCUCCCCCCUUUCCCGAUUUAUAUUAGUUAAUAUUAUAUUACUCAUACACCUUUUCAAGAAUUAAUCGAUAAAGUAAUUGGCUAGAUUAAAGGACUUUUGUUGUAUUGGUUUAUAGAUAUAUGGCUUAAUGUCCAUCUGAAGUGGAUUAACGACAAAUAUUUAAUGCACUGUCAUUUAUUCGGUGAGAUGCAGUGUCUAAAAUCAGUGCCAGUUGCAAAAAAAUGGUGAAAUGAAUCACACAAAGACUCAAAAACUUGCUAAAUAAAACUUUAGCGAUGUAGGAAUUUAUUAAUACGCCUUUAUUGUGAUGGUUUGUAAUGUGGAAGAAGAGAAGACCAAUCCUAAAUUGGCUAUUGUGAAAUUUGUUAUUUCGUCGCGUUGUAUUGUAUCGCAUUCCGCUUCAAAAGCACUUUCGCUCCGUCACAAUCAUAAUAUAAUCUUUAGGAAUAAAGUAAAUCGAAGCAAAGUGGAACCAAGAUUAAUGUAAUCAUGCCUUUGUAUGCUGUAUCUAUUUUGGGUGAAUAGAGAACAGCAUAUGUAAAAGUAUCGAGAUAUACAGACCAUAAGAUUGUACAAUUAUACUAGCAAUAAGAGAAUAAAAUUAUGAAUCUA
Messenger RNA from Odontomachus brunneus, 4274 nucleotides. It is a transcript of the gene Vps11, whose product is annotated as vacuolar protein sorting-associated protein 11 homolog. Lineage: Eukaryota; Metazoa; Arthropoda; Insecta; Hymenoptera; Formicidae. The record is from RefSeq and is a predicted model, not a curated record. Gene Ontology annotation, cellular component: HOPS complex; endosome. Gene Ontology annotation, molecular function: protein binding; protein-macromolecule adaptor activity. The coding region runs from base 155 to 3436 and encodes 1093 amino acids. Gene Ontology annotation, biological process: vesicle-mediated transport; endosome organization; vacuole organization. The transcript is spliced from 16 exons.